UCCAUAUGGCUAUGUAUGAUGAAGAUAUCUUGAAAAAUCCCUUUUAUUUGGCCAUCCAGAAGCGGCGUCCUGACCUAUGCAGCAAAGUUGCAGAAUUCCAUGGUAUUGUGUUAGUUCCAUGCAAAGGAAGCUUUUCAAGCAGUAGUCUCUCUGCCUGCCAGUUUGAAUCUUAUGUUUUGAAGCCGUUGGAGGAAAACUUUCAGACUUUAAAUGGAAAGGAGAUCUUCAUAAAAGGAAACCUCAUUGUUUUAGGAACUGGUUUUAAUUUUCAUCUCUCAGUACCUGUUCUCUUUGAGGAAACAUUUUACAAUGAAAAAGAAGAAAGCUUUAGUAUAUUAUGCAUAGCUCAUCCACUGGAAAAAACAGAAAGCUCAAGUGAAUCUACAGCUUCAUCAAACUCCUAUUCUCUUAAAAAUAUUGAAGAUGUUAGAGGAUUCUUGGGAAGGCACUGUGAGAGGUUUGAUAAAUACAUAGGAUCUUUCCAUAGAACAUGUAAAGAACAUGAAAGGAAAAGCCUCCGCCACUACAUAGAUUCUGUCAAUGCACUUUAUGCCAAAUGUCUCCAGCAUAUUUUGAGAGAUUCACACUUGAAGAUGCUUGCAAAGCAAGAAGAGCAAAUGAAUCUGAUUAAACAAGCAGUUGAAAUGUAUAUCCACCAUGCUAUUUAUGAUCUAGUCUUUAAAUAUGUGGGGACUAUUGAGGCAAGUGAGGAUGCUGCUUUCAACAAAAUCACGAGGAGCCUUCAAGAUCUGCAGCAGAAAGACAUUGGAGUGAAACCUGAGUUCAGUUUUAAUAUACCGCGUGCGAAGCGAGAACUGGGCCAGCUGAACAAAUGUACUUCCCCUCAGCAGAAGCUGCUUUGUCUACGAAAAGUGGUACAAGUUAUUAUGCAAUCUCCUAGCCAAAGAGUUAACGUGGAAACCAUGUGUGCAGAUGAUCUUCUCUCUGCUUUGCUGUAUUUACUUGUAAAAACAGAAAUUCCAAACUGGAUGGCUAACUUGAGUUACAUAAAGAACUUCAGGCUUUGCAGUUCAGUGAAGGAUGAAUUGGGAUACUGUCUAACUUCGAUCGAGGCUGCGACAGAAUACAUACGACAAGGCAACCUCUCUGAGAGAUCAACAGAAUCUGAGAGAGUGUGUGACAAGCUGCUUUUAAGACAAAGGAUGAACUUGUUGUCCCAGAUGUCUGCUACCCCAAUAGAUUGCUUAUUUAAGCAUAUUGCUUCAGGUAAUCAGGAGGAAGCAGAGCGAUUACUAAGUCAAGGUGACAAUGAUAAGGAUGCUGUACAGAACAUGUGUCAUCCACUCUGUUACUGUGACAAAUGUGAGAAGCUAGUUUCUGGGAAGCUGAACGAUCCCUCCAUGGUCACUCCGUUGUCCCGCGACGACCAGGGAUACACACCGCUUCACGUCGCUGCUCUUUGUGGACAAACGUCAUUAGUGGAUUUACUGGUAGCCAAAGGAGCCAUUGUCAAUGCUACAGAUUACCACGGUUCAACUCCACUUCACCUUGCCUGCCAGAAGGGAUAUCAAAAUGUUACACUUCUCUUACUGCACUAUAAGGCAAGUAGUGAUGUUCAGGACAAUAAUGGAAAUACUCCGCUUCAUUUAGCCUGCAGUUACGGUCAUGAGGAUUGUGUCAAAGCUUUAGUCUACUAUGAUGUGCAUUCCUGCAGACUAGAUAUUGGCAAUGAAAAGGGAGAUACUCCUCUCCAUAUAGCUGCUCGUUGGGGCUAUCAAGGAAUCAUAGAAGUGCUUUUGCAAAAUGGGGCAAAUCCAGAAAUUCAAAACAGGAUGAGAGAGACUUCCCUACAGUGUGCAUUAAAUUCCAAGAUUCUGUCACUGAUGGAAUUAAACUAUCUAGCAUUUGAAAGAGGACAGAGUGCUUCUGAGUCACCACUUAGGUCUCCUCAGUACUCUACAGAUACUUUCAGCAGAGGAUCUUCUGUCUCAAGCCUGUCAUCAACAUCAACUGAUACAAGGCAAGAAGAAGUGAAAAACAGCUACAAAGAGGUGGAAAAACUCCUAAGAGCAGUUGCUGAUGGAGAUCUGGAAAUGGUACGUUAUCUCUUAGAGUGGAUGGAGGAAGACUUAGAAGAUGAGGAUGACACAGGCUGCACAUCAAAACCAGAAUUCUGUCAUCCAUUAUGCCAGUGCCUAAAAUGUGGGCCAGCACAAAAGAAAUUUGCAAGGAUCUCUGCCAAUGGACUUGGAGUAAAUGUUUCAAACCAAGAUGGUUUUACACCACUGCAUAUGGCUGCACUGCAUGGACAUUCUGAACUUGUCUCUCUCUUGUUGAAACAUGGGGCCAGUAUCAGUGCCAAGAACGUAAAACAUGCAGUUCCUCUUCAUCUAGCCUGCCAGAAAGGUCACUUCCAGGUGGUGAAGUGUCUGAUGGACUACAAUGCCAAACAAAAUAAAAAGGAUAUAUAUGGAAAUACUCCUUUAAUUUAUGCAUGCUCGAACGGUCAGUAUGAGACUACUGCCUUGCUGUUACAGCAUGGAGCUGCUGUUAACCUUUCCAAUGCCAAAGGAAACACAGCGCUGCAUGAGGCUGUGAUUGGCAAGAACGAGGCUCUGGUGGACCUGCUGCUGCAGAAUGGUGCAGUGACGCACAUCAGGAAUGAGAGGAACUGCACCCCCGCAGACUGCGCUGAGCCGAAUUCAAAUAUCAUUAAGUUGCUGGAAACAGUACCAAGCUGUGUACCUACAUUAGCAGAAAGAGAAAAGGAGUGUGAGCAGCAUGCUACUACCAAGAUAAGAAAAAAAGUGAAUUCUAAACCAUGUGAGGAAGCUGAUGAUCCCAUAAGCAGACAACUUCAACUGCUCCAGUCAAUUAACAGAUUUAACAAAGCAAAACAUUUACGGAGAACCGUAACAGGAGAUAAAAGCUUUCCUAGUUUUGACUAUCGGUUAUUGCAUCAGUUAGCUAUUAAAAGCUUUGAUAAAACACAUUUAAAAUCUGUUGAAAGACUGGACCAGAGCAGCAUUAAGAUUAUGGACACAAGAUGCAGCAGUGAGUGCGUGGAAUGUGAUGAUGUGACGGAAGUUCCUCACAAAAGUAAAUUACUGCACCGAAGACACACUGUUAAUGUGCCACUCUCAGCAGAAAAUGGCAAUGAUAAUAGUCCAAGUAUUUCAUAGUCCAGAGCCUGCUGUGAUGACUUGUGUUCAAAACAUUGACAAGGAAACCUGAAUCUGGUGUCAAAUCUGAGAAAACUAGGUGGUGUUUAUUUCAAUAACCCUUCACUGUGUAUCAAAGGAGGACGCCUGCCUUCGGAACAGACAUGAGGACAGCUCCUCAG
Molecule: messenger RNA, 3304 nt
Organism: Indicator indicator
Lineage: Eukaryota; Metazoa; Chordata; Aves; Piciformes; Indicatoridae
Gene: ANKRD27
Product: ankyrin repeat domain 27
Exons: 28
Coding region: 6-3143 (1045 amino acids)
Biological process (GO): neuron projection morphogenesis; early endosome to late endosome transport
Cellular component (GO): early endosome; plasma membrane; transport vesicle
Molecular function (GO): SNARE binding; guanyl-nucleotide exchange factor activity
Source: RefSeq, a predicted model, not a curated record